AUGUGGCUAACGGAAAAGGAAGUGGAGUCAAGCUUUGAGGGUGGCAGCCAAUCGGAACAAUCGACGCUUCUGAUUGGCUGGCCGACUGAGGGCAACGUUUGUAAUUUGUUUGCUCACUUCAGCCCGACUGAGAAGCAAAAGUGGUUUGAUGCUAUUAAUAGGCAGAGAAGUAAAAUCACUGAUCGCAACAAAGAUGUGGUCAUCAUUAAACUUCAUUACGAAGACAAAACCUCUGGCAAGAGGACCAAGAAACUCGCAGUCAGUCGGAAUGACUCUAUAGAUGACGUCUUCCAGAAGAUACCUAAGGAAUUUCUUCCCAAUGCCGAUAAUGAAUGCAAAUACCAUGUCUGUAUUAAGUACGUAGAUGGCGAUACAAGAACAUUAACAGGUCACGAAAGUUUGUACUGCAUUCAACUGGCAUCAGACCUCUUACUCGUCAGCACUAAGGUCGAACAUUUCUCGAUCAUUCGUUCGAAAGGGAAUCACGUGGACAGCGUCAUUCACUCACGCAAGCAAAGUUCUCAGCUGUUUGGCUGCGCGCUGCACCAGCUGUGCAGCAGUAACAAUAACAACUUGCCUAAAAUUAUAAUGAAACUUCUAGAACACCUGUACAAAAUUGGUCCGCUGACGGAAGGAAUUUUCAGAGUGUGUUACAACUACAAGGAGCUUCAGACGAUGAUCAGCUCGCUGGACACCAAACUGACAAAGAAUGAUCUGAAAGAAGAGGCCUCUAAUGCUAUCAAUGCGGAUAGCGACGUCGUUAAAAAUAUGCCUGUUCACAUGACAGCCGCUCUUUUCAAGGUGCUUCAUUUGUUGGUGUAA
Messenger RNA from Helobdella robusta, 822 nucleotides. RefSeq lists its product as hypothetical. Lineage: Eukaryota; Metazoa; Annelida; Clitellata; Rhynchobdellida; Glossiphoniidae. Gene Ontology annotation, biological process: signal transduction. Gene Ontology annotation, molecular function: GTPase activator activity. The transcript is spliced from 7 exons. The coding region runs from base 1 to 822 and encodes 273 amino acids. The record is from RefSeq and is a predicted model, not a curated record.